UAUGGGCGCGCGAGGACGAGGCGUGCCUUGCCCGGCUCUGCUGCUGCUGCUGCUGCUCCUCAGCCAAGGCAUCCUUCAAAACUGCUGCGAAGCAUACAAUGUUGGGCUCCAAGGAGCAAAAGUAUUUUCUGGCCCCUCGAAUGAGCAAUUUGGAUAUACAGUUCAGCAGCUUUUAAAUCCAGAAGGCAAAUGGUUGCUGGUUGCUUCACCCUGGAGUGGAUAUCCUAAAAAUAGAAUGGGGGACAUCUAUAAGUGUCCAGUUAAUCAACAGAAAACCACAUGUUCAAAAAUGAAUUUGCAAACUUUUGCAAGCAUCCCAAAUGUUACUGAGAUAAAGGAGGAUAUGAAUCUAGGAUUAACUCUAGUAAGAAACUCAAUAACUGGAGGGUUUUUGACAUGUGGUCCAUUAUGGGCACAACAGUGCGGAAGCCAGUACUACGCAACAGGAAUCUGUUCUGAGUUCAGUCAAAGUUUUCAGUUCGUGAGAAGUUUUUCACCUGCUGUGCAAAAAUGUUCUCCAGCCGUUGAUGUUGUGAUAGUAUGUGAUGAGUCAAAUAGUAUUUAUCCUUGGGAAGCUGUAAGGGCAUUUCUUGAAAAAUUUGUCCAAGGUUUAGAUAUAGGCCCCACAAAAACUCAGGUAGGCUUAAUUGAGUAUGGUAAUAACCCAAGAGUAGUGUUCAACCUGAAUACAUACCGAGAUAAAGAAGAUGUUGAAAGAGCAAUGUCACAAACUGAACAGAGGGGAGGAAAAUAUACCAAUACGUUUGAAGCAAUUGAGUAUGCCAGACGUAACGCUUUCUCAAAAGAAGCUGGUGGGCGGCCAACAGCCUCUAAAGUCAUGGUUGUUGUGACAGAUGGUGAAUCGCAUGAUGGAUCAAGAUUGCAAGAAGUCAUAACUAAAUGCAAUGAGGACAAUAUCACUAGAUUUGGCAUCGCAGUAUUAGGAUAUUUAAUUAGAAAUGAACAAGAUACUAAAAAUUUAAUCACAGAAAUCAAAGGAAUUGCUAGCAUUCCCAUAGAAAAAUAUUUCUUUAACGUGUCCUCUGAGGCUGCACUUUUAGAAGAAGCAGGAACACUGGGAGAACGGAUUUUCAGCAUAGAAGGCACUGCUCAAGGCGAUUUAUUUGAGAUGGAAAUGUCACAAGUGGGUUUCAGUGCUUCUUACUCACAGAAAAAGAAAGUUCUGAUGUUGGGUGCAGUUGGAGCCUAUGAAUGGACUGGGACCGUGGUCCGGGAGACAGAAAAACAAGACACCAUAUUUCCGUAUGAAGCAUUUGAAAAGGUUCUGCAAGACAGAAAUCAGAGCUCUUAUUUAGGUUAUUCUAUGGCUGUUCUCUCAACGGAAAACUCCAUCUAUUUUGUUGCUGGUGCUCCGCGAUCCAACUACACCGGCAGAGUAGUGGUUUAUGAGGUUGAUGACCAUGGCAACGUAACGAUUGUUCAUUCUCAAAGAGGAGAGCAGAUUGGCUCCUACUUUGGCAGUGUAGUAUGUUCAGUGGAUAUUAAUGGAGACUCAGUAACAGAUGUCCUAUUGGUUGGUGCACCAAUGUUCAUGAAUGGCUUAAAAAAAGAAGAAGGAAGAGUCUACAUGUUUUCUGUCAGAAAGGGCAUUUUGGGUAAACAAGAACUUCUGGAGGGUUCUGAAGGAUCAGAAAAUGCCCGGUAUGGGUCUGCUAUUACUGCUGUCUCUGAUCUUGAUUUGGAUGGUUUUAAUGAUGUAAUAGUCGGAGCGCCACUAGAAAACCAGAAUGCUGGUGCUAUCUACAUUUACAAUGGUAAUCAAAGGACGAUACUCACAAAGUAUUCCCAGAAAAUUUCAGGAUCAGACCCUGCAUUUGGCCAGCAACUCCAGUAUUUUGGAAGAUCAAUAGAUGGACGUACUGAUUUAAAUGGUGAUGGAAUAACUGAUGUAUCUGUGGGCUCUAAUGGGAAAGUCAUUCAGCUCUGGUCUCAGAGUAUAGCAAUUGUAUCUAUACAUGUCUCAUCUACACCCAGUAAGAUCAGCCUGCUAAACAAGAAUACAAAGGUAGACCUCCGUGUAUGUUUCAGCGCAACCUUUAGACCUACCCAUGGGAGUAAUCAAGUAGAUAUAAGAUACAACCUUACAUUGGAUGCUGAUCUCUUGUCCUCUCGAGUGACCUCUAGAGGGUUAUUUAAAGAAAACAAUGAGAGGUAUCUACAGAAUAAUAUCAGAGUGUACUCCAUGGAGAACUGUACGGAGCAUGCUUUUAACGUCCAGGAGCCCUCUGAUGCUGUUGACUCGCUUAGCGUCCGCGUUGAUAUUAGGCUCAAGAAUCCUAAUUCAAGUCCUGUUCUUGAUAAAACUUCUCCUGCAUCUGUUACUUACAGUAUACCAUUUGUUAAAGAUUGUGGUGAAGAUGAAGUUUGCAUUGCUGAUCUUGUUCUUGAGGUUAAACAGAAAAAUUAUGGCAAACCGCACUUUAUUGUCAGCAGUAAGAACAAAAGAUUGAUAUUCAGUGUGAAACUGAGCAACAAGAAUGAAAAUGCGUACAACACCAGAAUUCAGAUUGCUUUUUCUGAAAACUUGUUUUUUGCAUCAUCUUCACCUGUACAUGUUGAUGGAACUGAAGUUUCAUGUCAAAUGACUGCUAUCCAGCAUUUCGUUGUCUGCCAAAUCAGCUAUCCUGUUUUUAAAAGAAAACAACAGGUAUCUUUUGAUGUUAAUUUUGACUUUAAUUUGAAAAGUCUUCAGAAUCUGGCAGUUUUAAGUUUUCAAGCUUUGAGUGCAAGUAAUGAAGAGGAUGAUACAAACAAUCAAGUCAAUCUAACUAUUCCACUUCGUUAUGAUCCAGAACUUUACUUAAAAAGUAUUACCUGGAUGAACUCAUAUGAAGUGUAUUCUGAUCGUAAUGUUCCUUCCAUGGUGAACAAUUUUGAUGAAAUUGGACCUGCAUUCAAUUUUUCUGUUACGGUCACAGGAGGAAGUAUGCCAGUAAAGAUGGCAUCUUUAAAAAUCCAUAUUCCAAAGCACACUGCAGGAAACAAUCCAUUGAUGUAUGUGACUGCAGUGCACGCCAGUCAGGGCGGUGAUAUCAGCUGUGAUGCAAUGAUCAACCCCUAUAAAAUAGGACAACAAAGCUAUGCGGUGUCAUUUAGGAAGGAAAACUUCAAAACGGUGAAAGAACUGAACUGCAAGAAUGCCAAAUGUGAUACAAUUACGUGCAAGUUAAAGGAUAUUGCAUUGAAAGCCGAGUAUUAUGUUAAUGUUUCUACCAGAAUCUGGAAUGGGACAUUUGCAGCUUCAGCCUUCCAGAUGGUACAGUUAUCUGUAACUGCUGAGGUUGAUGCACAUGACUCAGAUCUAUUUGUGACUGGAGAGAAUACUUUAUCAAUUCCAGCCACAAUAACAAAUGGCAAUGAGAAAUCAGAAGUGCCUGUUGGAGUUGUGAUAGGAAGCGUUCUAUUGGGUCUCCUUUUACUGGUAGCCCUAGUUGCUGCUUUAUGGAAACUUGGUUUCUUCAAGCGGAAAUAUGAGAAAAUGGCAAAGGAUGUGGAAGAUAUGGAUGAAAUUACAGAACUCACUAAGGACAGAGAAUGAAUAUUGCAGUAAUAAUACUUUGUGCACCAACCCUCUGAGCCACAAGCAAUGCUUGCAAUCACACUGGUUCAACUUUUCCGAGUGCCUUACAAAUUUUUGUGAUUUUUCACUCUCUCUUUUUCCCAGUGAAAAUGUCUCAUUGUAUUUUUUUUUAUAGAUGUAAACAUUUUAUAUGUACUUUUUAUUUUAGUCAUGACUGCUGGUCGGUUUGGGGUUUUGUUUACAGGGUUUUUUUUAAAAAAAGUAUGUUUUUAUAUUUUAUUAAUACACUCUGAAAUGGCAGGACCAGAGGCGAUAAUACUGAACUGUGCCAGAAAUACUCUGUUGAUGUAUUUGACUUACGUUUUAAAUUUUAUUCUGUGGUCCAGAAAUUUAUUUGAGGUAUACAAAAGACAUACGUGUAGCCAGCUAAACCAACAACAGCACACACUCAUUGACUUCACCUCCCUGAAUUAAAUUCUGCUUUUGAAGUUCUUGGUUUACACCAUAGCCUGUGAUUUAUAUACUAUACAGGGUGCUUCCAGACAAGGACUCCCAGCAGCAACACUCAAAACGUAUUGUGCAGCUAUUUUUCCUUAACAGAUCUUUUUCCUGGUAAGAAAUAAAGAUGGAAGUGGUGGGAAAACAUGGGAAGAUGCUGUCAACCGGAUCUCCCAUAAAAUUCUGUGAAUGAGAAAUUGAGGUUGCACAGUUGAAGCUUUGUCUGGUAACAUUCAAGAGAAGGGGGAGUGAAUAAGAGAAUACAAGUCCUGCUGGUGCUUUUGCUAGCCAUGCCAUUGUUUAUAUCGUGGCCAUAGCUGUGAGACUAUACAUAUAAUUUACCAAGCUAGGACCUAGGGGAGCCUCAGUUGUCUCUUAAUUUGAUGGUGGAGGAUGAAGCUCUGACAUUACCUAAAGGCCCUUGUGGAACUGGAGGAGGAGAGAACCAGCUUCAGUUAUAGAAGGGGUCAGCAGAACGUGAUCUGGUGAAGCUACUCUCUCUCUCUGGAUGUGCCUUUAGGUUUGACCAGCCAAACAAAGUUUAGAAGCUUGUUGUGGGUCUCUGUGCCUGCAAAGAAAUCAGGAUGGUACCUGCUGACCAACACUAUGGCCCUUUCUACACCUAAGGGUUAUCCCAGGAAAAUGGAGGGAUUGACCCUGCCUGCUCUUGGGAUCCCCUGUGUGGCAUUUGGAUGCACAGGAACGAUCCCAGGAUGUUCCCAGGAUAUAGGGCUGGUGUAGACAUGCCCAAUGUAUCAUAAUGUUCUGGCUGGAGGUGUGACUAUAUACAGCACUAAGGGUAACAUAGGUUUAUAUAAAAGCAAUUAUGGAAUUCACAGGAGCAAAUCCACCUACAACUUGACCCAAUGAUGGCCACACACAUGCUGAGCAUAUACCUAGCUAUUGCAGUGCACUCCAUGUGGGGCUCCUUCUGAAGAGUGGCUGGGUGAUUCCUUUGGUGCAAAAUGUGGCUGCUAGCCUGCACGGUAUCAGGGCCAUAUUAUACCAGUCUUAAAAGACCUGUGCUAGUUGCCAAUUGCUUUUGGGGUUCAGUUCCAGGUGUUGGUUUUAACCUUUAAAUCCUGUCCGAUUAUUAGGAUUUGCAGGAGAGGCCCAUUUGCGCACUGGGUCCCAUUGACUUCCUCCUGUGUCACUCCUAAAUCUGGCAUGCUCCCCCUCAAGAACUGAUUCACUUCCUCCCUUGGCUUUUAGAAAAGGUGUGAAGAUACAUCUUUCAAAUUCAGCCUUUAAUGUUUUCUUGUUUAAAAUGCUCUUUUUUAUUGUUUAAAGGUUUUAUUUUUUUCCUCCCUGCCUACUUUGGAAGCAAGCAAUUUGGAAUGAGCAAGGGUGGGGGAGAAAUAGAAAAACUUUUUAUCUUUCUUUAGGAUCAAGCUACCAUCAUUUAAAGAUUGUCUUCCAGUGCUUGAUUUAUUAUAUAGGCAAUGAUGGUUGGUCAUUAGACCCUUAGAAAGAUGUGGUUUUCAUAUAUUUCCAUGAAGCCACGCUGUUCCCUUUUCAAGACUAAAUGGGUUGGAUCCAGGUCUAACCUGGUUCAACUACGAUGUUAGAAGUGGGUUUUCCUCUGCCCUCCAGUCCCCUGAAAAUGCUGCACAGCCAGGGGACCCUGUUGAAUGGCGUACCUUGAGUGCCAUUUUGUGGUAUAAAUCAAAUAAAUGGGGUGAAGGGGGAUCCCUACAAAUUGGGCAGAGGAACCUUCUGUGCAUGGAGUCCUUCCUCUUGCAAAAGGGAGAUCCAUGAUCUAACCCAAUAAGUGGCAAAUUUCCUGUCAUUGAUGACACUGUUAUUGCACUUUUCAACUGGCACACACCUGCCAUCCUGCUGCAAAUUUGAUGUAAUUAUGUAGCGUUAUAAUAUGCAAACUUUUUAAAAGGUAUUUAAAAUGUGUUAAUACUACAGGAUUCCAUAUUACAGGAUCCCAUAAUGCACUAUUUUUACUGGACAUGAAGCAAUGUGAAGUUUCACAACAGAAUUGGUACUAAUUUCCAAUGGAUGUUGCAGAGGCAUCCCUACUUGAUUGUUAACUAGGCUAAGGCUACUAUUUUGUAUCUGCUUAUGUGGUAGUAAGACCAGCUGAACUGAAUGGAACUUACUUCUGAAUAGUCAUAUAUGGGAUUACGGUAUUAAGGCGGUAGGGGGUAGGGUUUUUAUGAUUGACUUCCUCCCACGUUAUGUUCUUACCCAUUAGUUAAGGCUAACACAAACUUGGGCUUGCUUCAAAUUCAGCUUUGGGAACCCAAAUUCUUUAAUCCUAGUUAAUAAAAGAGCUACGUAAAAUUGCAUCAGCCCUAGAGGCAAAACAUUUCAAACUUGGGAACUGAAUAACCAUAAUACAGAAUAAUUAUUAAAAACUACAAGGCUGAGAAUUUAACUUCAGGCACACUGUGUGUGUCCACCCACCUCAAUUCGAGUGUACAUUUUCACUGCCUUUAAAUUCAAUGUAUAGGGCCUUCCCUUUCUAUAGGAUAUGUUCAGGUGUAAUAUAUUUUGCCUCCAUGUAUGUAUAUUUGCACUUUGUUCUAUAGAAUGUCAGAACAACCAAUGUGCUGAAGUGGGUGUGUUUAAAUAAAGACUGAUCUUGAGUAAAUUUGAAACAA
Messenger RNA from Elgaria multicarinata webbii, 6654 nucleotides. RefSeq names its product integrin subunit alpha 2 (gene ITGA2). Gene Ontology annotation, biological process: cell-matrix adhesion; cell adhesion mediated by integrin; cell-cell adhesion. The coding region runs from base 2 to 3559 and encodes 1185 amino acids. NCBI's taxonomy places the organism in Eukaryota, Metazoa, Chordata, Lepidosauria, Squamata, Anguidae. Gene Ontology annotation, cellular component: external side of plasma membrane; integrin complex. The transcript is spliced from 30 exons. The record is from RefSeq and is a predicted model, not a curated record. Gene Ontology annotation, molecular function: integrin binding.